UAGCGACGUUAAUGACCGACCCAUGACGCGGCGUGGCGGUCAUGCUAACGGUUCUACGCGGGUUGUACGUGAACACGCAGCGGCGUGAUGCCUUCAGGCGCUCCUCGGACACGCAGAAAUCCCAUCAACAGAGGUGCCAGAAGUCUCUAAACUCUGGGACGAUUUUCUCAUUUCAAAGAGGUCCUAACGACGCACCCGACGGUAGCGUCCCCGUGCCGGGCCUCAGGCCGGCGGCCGAGCGGAGGAUGAUCAAGUUUGUGCUGAUGGUGAACCGGCAGGGCCAGACCAGACUGUCCAGGUAUUAUCAACCCGUGGAGCUGAGCAGGAGGGCGGCGCUGGAGGCCGACGUGGUCCGCUGCUGCCUGAGCCGCAAGAAGGACCAGUGUUCCUUUGUGGAGUAUAAAGACUUUAAACUGGUCUACCGUCAGUAUGCGGCUCUGUAUAUCGUGGUGGGAGUCACAGACGCCGAGAACGAGCUGUCCAUCUACGAGCUGGUCCACAACUUCGUGGAGGUCCUGGAUAAGUACUUCAGCCGAGUGAGCGAACUGGACAUCAUGUUCAACCUGGACCGAGUGCACAUCAUCCUGGACGAGAUGAUCCAGAACGGACACAUCGUGGAGACCAACCGGACCAGAAUCCUCGCUCCGCUCACUGCCCUCGACAAGAUGGCAGACGGCUGAGACUCCAGACCGGCAUCCGGAGGUGGAGAGUAACAGACUCUAAACUGCAGGGAAUCGAACCUGCAACCCUGUGAUGGUCCAGUCUGGACUCAGAUGCUGAUGUUGUCCAAAUGCCAAUAAAUCAAUCACUCCAACGUGAAAUAUCAGUGUCUCGUAUCCAGUCUCUCAAUCUGCUGGAUGAUUUAUGGAUUAAUUACUGACACCUCGAUGCAGCUGUCGGUCACUGUGUAGUUUACUCUGAACCGAGUGACCUGCCCCCGAGCUCGGAUUUCUGACCGGGUCCAGCAGGCACCGGUCCCGGGCCCCAGAAGUCUGAGGGUUUAGGUAUUUUAUUAACUGCAAAUGUCUCAGGAAACUGCACCACAGAGGCACAGUACACACAGGGACCCCGUAUCAGAGUCUGGAUUUAAGACCUCUGCUAAUUUGGUCAUUUGUGUCUCAUACAUCUAAAUACAAAUGACCACGAGAGGCAGUUGGUCUCUGGGCAGAUGGUAAAGCUACUUAACGUCACGGCCGCGUGUAGUUUCUUAUGUAAAGUCUCACUCACCGAGCACUUUAUUAGGAACACCCGUUAAUCAAACCAGCCAGUCAUGUGGCAGCAGUGUGAUGCAUAACAACCUGCAGAUCCAGGUCAGGAGCUUCAGUUAAUGUUCACAUCAAACAUCAGAACGAGGAGAAAAUGUGAUCACAGCGACUUUGACGUGACGUCAUUGUUGGUGGCAGACAGAUGGUUUGAGUCUUUCUGAAGCUGCUGAUCUCCUGGGAUUUUCACACACAACAGUGUCUAGGGUUUUUACUCAGGAUGGAGCCAGAAACAAAAAAAACCCAGUGAGCAUCAGUUCAUGUUGAUGAGAGAGGUCA
Molecule: messenger RNA, 1541 nt
Organism: Xiphias gladius (swordfish)
Lineage: Eukaryota; Metazoa; Chordata; Actinopteri; Istiophoriformes; Xiphiidae
Gene: ap4s1
Product: adaptor related protein complex 4 subunit sigma 1
Exons: 8
Coding region: 42-680 (212 amino acids)
Biological process (GO): vesicle-mediated transport; protein transport
Cellular component (GO): intracellular membrane-bounded organelle
Source: RefSeq, a predicted model, not a curated record